CCACCGCUCGCCGCUCGCCGGCGGCUACAACCUACCUACCACUCUUGACCUCGACCCGGGAACCCAAGGCUGCGUCACCACCAACACCCCAGGCAAAGCCCCCGCCCCCUCCUCCUCCUGAUCUAGCCCACCGCUCGCUCAAGGAGCUCCGGCAAAUGGCGGCCAUGGACGAAGACGUGCGGCUGGACCUCGACAAGCUCCCCAUCAAGCGCCUCGAAGCCAUUGACGAGGCCGGCAACGAGCAUUACCCGCCGGACACCAGCAGCGAGGAGCAGCGGCUCGCCGCGAUCCGGCGCAUCGACUUCUCCUGGGUCAUCGAGCGGGACGCCAAGAAGGCCAAGAAGGCCGCGGAGGAGACCGCCCAGCAGGCGUGGCCGUGGCAGGGCCUCAUGGAGAGCCUGCAGCAGGCGCAGCAGGAGCUCACCGUCGUCCUCGACCUCAUCAGCACGGUCGAAGCAAAUGACGCUGUGACCGUCGCUACGGCGAGUAAGCCCAAGUCGACGCCCAAUGAAGUCCUAGUCGACAUGGCGGUCUCCGCGGCCACCAAGCUCCAGCAACUUCGGCAUUUGGGGCGGUACUUCAAACAAUCGGCCAAAACGAUGGAGCAGCAGUUCCAGAAGGAGGCUAGGUUCUACGGCUCGUUAAUCAGAUUGCAGCAGAACUGGAAAGUUAAGAGGCAGCGUGGGACUGGUCCAGGAAGUGAAACCUUCAUGUUUGAUGUAAUUGACACUUCUCAGUUAGACACGGCAGCGAUGCCCCGGUUCUCAUCGAUGGCUUUAAUUCCAAUUGAUCAAGACUCAUUGGGUACUUUAUCUGUACAAGUUCCCCAAAAGUCAUGUCGUUUCUUGAGUCUUCAAUUUCGUGGGGACGGUGCCAACGGUGUUGAAAACUACGCUUGCAAACUGAAUGGUGUCUCAAGCACCAGUUCUGCUGAGGAAAUUGAUACUUUGGAGGAUGAUGAUGUCAAUAAGUCUGUCAAACACGCGCAUUCCAUCCUCCGCAAUAUCCACAAGUCAAUAUUUGAGGAGCAGGUAUUUGAUAUGGUGAUACGUGAGACGUUUGUCCAAUCUGAAGGCAUUAACGUAACCGGGAUGCGUGAUGAUUUUCUCCAAUUAGCAAUUGGCCAGGAGAGUUUGUUGUGCCUUUCGCUGACGGAUUCUGGGCAUGAUAGUGAGUCAGAAAUGGCAGGCCAUGAAGAGCACGCUAAUUCAGAGGAUGCAGCGAAUCUUGUAUUAGCUACCACCAAUGGAAAGCAGGAGCCUUUGAAAAGGGAUGCCUCAGGGUUUCUUAACCCCAAAAGUCUGGAAAUUUGCUUGCUACAUAUGUUUCAUGAGAAUAUUCUUAAGAAAGUCAGGGAGAAAUAUCGUAAUAUUGUCCGCUACCCGAGUCCCGCUCAGGCUGCAGCUGAUGAUUGUGGCUUGCUAAGUCAUUUCUGCAUGACAGUGGCUCAUAGGAUAUUUUCAAACAAAGUACACCUGGAGCUGGAGAGUGUGGUUAGCAGGGUUCCGUAUCUCCAUCUGCGGUCUCUUCCUACAUGGCAUUCUCGAACUUCUUCCUGGUCUCUCUGCUUAAGAGUUCCGCAGCCUAUUUUGGCAUCUGAUCGACCCACGAAUCCUUCAGAUAAAGACGAACCGAAGUACAAAUCCAGGUCACAGUUCAAUACAAAGAUUAUCUUGAAAGAUGGCCAAAUAAGUUUGUUGGGUGAAGGAUCUCCAAGCAUUGCUGGAUCAUUAACUAGGAAGCCCUCUGAUGGGUAUUUGAUAAACAGUUACAACUGUGACUUGGAAGACCUCCCAACGAUGCUUCUGCAGCAGGUUGCAAGCCAGGUAAUAAACUGGCUUCACGAAGAAGCAGUGGUUCUCGGGAUGAACGUGACAAGAGAUUUCCUGUGCCUUUACUUUGAUCUUGACCAAGGAGAGACACUUGGCCUGGUGGCACAUGUUGACCCAGACGAUGCCUACGGGUGCAUUUCUUGGUACCUAACUAUCGAUCACCCAGUGGAGGAUGGGAAGAUGUCAACGGACAAUCCCGAGUUUGAGAAGCGUAGGUUUCUCGGGUAUCUGUCACUGGAAGUGCUCUACUCUACCCUGAUGGACCUGAUAAACCUGUGUAGCACUGGUGUCCACCGCUGAAUUAAACUGUAUGAUGGUAGAAUUAUGUAGUAUUCAUUGAACAAAUCCUGUAAUCAUAUUAUUCUGUUUUCUUCCAUCAUAUAUCAAGGUUGUUGAUUCCUACAA
Molecule: messenger RNA, 2237 nt
Organism: Lolium rigidum
Lineage: Eukaryota; Viridiplantae; Streptophyta; Magnoliopsida; Poales; Poaceae
Product: mediator of RNA polymerase II transcription subunit 17-like
Exons: 8
Coding region: 156-2132 (658 amino acids)
Biological process (GO): regulation of transcription by RNA polymerase II
Cellular component (GO): core mediator complex; mediator complex
Molecular function (GO): transcription coregulator activity
Source: RefSeq, a predicted model, not a curated record